Messenger RNA from Lycium ferocissimum, 465 nucleotides. RefSeq lists its product as uncharacterized. The coding region runs from base 1 to 465 and encodes 154 amino acids. Gene Ontology annotation, molecular function: nucleic acid binding; zinc ion binding. The record is from RefSeq and is a predicted model, not a curated record. The transcript has a single exon. NCBI's taxonomy places the organism in Eukaryota, Viridiplantae, Streptophyta, Magnoliopsida, Solanales, Solanaceae.
AUGAAAAAUCAUAAAAACCGACCUAUUGGUACUAUCCCAGUCCCUGAAGUGAAUGACACAAAUUUUCACCAUUCUAGGCGUGAAAGAGGUCGUGGCCCCAGUCGUGGUCAUGGUCAUGGUCGAGGAAGAAAUUUUAAUCAUGAUUCUCGUCUUGCACCAAAUAAUACCCUUCACCACCAGCAGUGUAAAAAGAAGGAUGAAAAGCAUGAAGCUGUACAAAAGAAAGAUUUAGAAAAUAAAUGCUACCGAUGUGGAGGAAAGGGGCACUGGUCACAUACUUGUCGUACACCAAAGCAUCUAGUUGAGGUUUAUCAAGCCUCCCUCAUAAAGGCAGAAAAGAAUACCGAAACAAAUUUUAUUUCUGAAGAUAAUAUUGAGCCCAUGCAUCUAGAUGUGGCAGAUUUCUUUGGACACCCUGAAGGAAAAAUAGAUCAUCUGAUCGAUGAUGGAUCUGUAAUAAUUUAG